UAACGUCCCUUUCCUCACUGCCAAACAAAGCUACAAUAUUCCUGCAAGCAAUCUCCCCUUUUCUUUCUAUUUUUAAUAAAUGAGAUGAAAGCACAAACAGAAACAUUACAGAUCGAUACACGUACAACUGGUUGUAAAUGUAAUCUCCAUACUCCCACCAUUCAAAGCCCAUCCCUUCCUUUUAUUAACUCUUUCACCAUAUUUCUUCUAGCUAUGCCAUAAUACCUGUCAAUUGAGAUUGAGCACCAUCUCAGUCAAUACUAUUUGUAGUUUUCAUUGUUUUCAUCCUACUGAAUUCCAUAUUUCGUCGUUUCGUCCUUUAAUUAGCUGAUUGAAUGGGUUGUAUUAAAAGCUAUUAAAAGUUGUUGAGUGGGUUGUUUUAAGCUAUUGGUGGAAGACCCUUAUCUCAAAUUAUCUGUACAAGUCUCCCUCCUCUGUAUUAACCGACCCGUAUUUAUGUUCAAGACACAGACAAAAUAAGCUUUCACUUCAGCUGCACGUAUAUUCUCUCCUUUACUGAACGUUUGUUUGAUCAAUUGGAGAAGUCGAUCUCUGACAUCUUUGCCUUUUCUAAAUGGGAAAGUGGGGUGUUGUUAUUUUCUCUCUUCUGUUCUUUUCUUCUCUGUUUCUUGGAACAAUAGCAGCAGUAGCUUCAAGAACAGAAGGAUCAGAGGAAUGGGGAUUUGUAGAAGUCAGACCCAAAGCCCACAUGUUCUGGUGGCUUUACAGAAGUCCCUACAGAGUUGAGGAUGCCUCCAAGCCAUGGCCUAUCAUCCUUUGGUUGCAGGGCGGCCCUGGUGCUUCAGGAGUUGGGAUAGGGAAUUUUGAAGAGAUUGGGCCAUUAGACACCGAUUUGAAGCCGAGGAAUUCGACAUGGUUGCGAAUAGCUGAUCUUUUGUUUGUGGAUAAUCCAGUUGGAACCGGAUAUAGUUUUGUGGAGGAUGACAAACUGUAUGUGAAAACCGAUGAAGAGGCAGGAAACGAUUUAACCACAUUGUUGGAGAAGUUAUUCAAUAAAGAUGAGAGCCUCCAAAAGAGUCCCCUGUUCAUUGUGGCAGAGUCUUAUGGUGGGAAAUAUGCUGUCACUCUUGGACUGUCAGCACUAAGAGCCAUAGAAGCCGGGAAAUUGAAGCUUAAACUGGGAGGAGUUGUAUUAGGAGACAGCUGGAUCUCCCCAGAAGAUUUUGUGUUUUCAUGGGGUCCUCUUCUCAAAGAUGUCUCGCGGAUUGACAACAAUGGCCUGCAGAAAUCAAACAGUGUAGCUCAGAAGAUUAAGCAGCAAAUUGAGCAAGGUCAGUAUGUUGAUGCAACCAAUUCAUGGAUGGAACUUGAGUCAGUGGUUGGCAGGAGCAGCAAUAAUGUGGACUUCUACAAUUUUCUAUUGGAUUCGGACGACGAAUCCAUAAUAGCCACAGAAUUAUCAAAAGGGAUUGCAGUAAGAAGAUAUUCAAGAUAUUUGAGUUCCUUAAGGUUAAGGUCUACUCCUGGUGGUGGUGGUUUGGAUGGCUUGAUGAAUGGCGCCAUUAAAGAAAAGCUUAAGAUUCCAGAAAAUGUGACGUGGGGAGGGCAGUCAGAUGAUGUUUUCACAGCGCUGGAAGGCGAUUUCAUGAAGCCUAGGAUUAGUGAGGUCGAUGAGCUCCUUGCUAAAGGGGUGAAUGUGACUGUGUACAAUGGGCAACUUGAUCUUAUAUGUGCAACCAAGGGGACACAAGCAUGGAUUGAGAAGCUCAAGUGGGAAGGGCUACAUAAUUUCUUGAGCACGGUCAGAACCCCUCUCUAUUGUGGGGGGAAAAGAAGCACCAAAGGUUUCACUAAGUCGUACAAAAACCUACACUUGUAUUGGAUACUUGGAGCAGGCCACUUUGUGCCUGCUGAACAGCCCUGCGUUGCAUUAAACAUGGUGGGUGCCAUCACGCAGUCGCCAGCGGCUACUACGUAGACAAGCCAGUAGCCAGAGAGUAGAAUAAACCAAACAAGAAAGAGAGGUCUGGUCAGAUAUGUUGGGUGGCAGAGUCAAAAAGAAGCAAACCAAAGAGUAGACUGAGAGGACAGAAAGAUUUAUUUCACCCUUGUUAUUUCAAGUGACUAUCUUACACCAAAGAAUAAAUGAAAUUUUUCUCUUUUUUCUUUUA
Molecule: messenger RNA, 2132 nt
Organism: Alnus glutinosa
Lineage: Eukaryota; Viridiplantae; Streptophyta; Magnoliopsida; Fagales; Betulaceae
Product: serine carboxypeptidase-like 51
Exons: 13
Coding region: 575-1939 (454 amino acids)
Biological process (GO): proteolysis
Molecular function (GO): serine-type carboxypeptidase activity
Source: RefSeq, a predicted model, not a curated record